UUUUCCACUAGCCGGCCCCCUCUUUAUAUUUGAACUCAAAACCCCGGAGAUACCACUACAGCCGGUUACAGGAUACGCUGCAGUUUGAUUCAAUAAUAAAUUAUACACGGACUCGUCUCAUAUCGACUCUAGAAGACUCUUUGCACAUUACAUAUAUUUUUUUCUUUGAUCAUCACAAAAUCAACAUGUCUCAGCAACCAAUCAGCCUGCCAGCCAAGCUUAUUAAUGGUGGAAUUGCUGGCAUCGUUGGGGUGACUUGUGUCUUCCCUAUUGACCUGGCUAAAACCAGGCUACAAAAUCAGAGACCAGGUCAACAGGUCUACAAAAGCAUGGUUGACUGCCUUGUGAAGACAGUUAGGUCGGAGGGGUACUUUGGCAUGUACAGAGGUGCUGCGGUCAAUCUCACCCUGGUCACCCCUGAGAAGGCCAUAAAGCUGGCUGCCAACGACUUCUUCCGCCAUCACCUCAGCAAAGACGGUAAGGGGCUGACGGUGCUCAGGGAGAUGCUGGCCGGCUGCGGGGCGGGCAUGUGUCAGGUGGUCAUCACCACCCCCAUGGAGAUGCUGAAGAUCCAGCUGCAGGACGCUGGAAGAAUAGCUGCCCAGCGGAGCCCCGGCGUCAUGAGCUCGGUGAAGCUGGUCGUCCCCAACCCCAUACUGACCCGCUCCUACAAUGUGGCGGCCUUGCCGCGGCCCGCGUCGGCCAUGCAGAUCGCCCGGGAGCUGCUCCACACCCAGGGCAUCCAGGGCCUGUACCGAGGCCUGGGGGCCACCAUCAUGAGAGACGUUCCGUUCUCUGUGGUGUACUUCCCGUUGUUCGCCCACCUGAACCGCCUGGGGAAGCCCAGCUUAGAGCAGCCCCCCCCUUUCUACUGGGCCUUCCUGUCCGGCGCCCUGGCCGGCUCCACGGCCGCCGUCGCGGUGAACCCUUGCGACGUCGUGAAGACAAGACUGCAGUCCUUGAGCAAAGCGGGCGGUGAGGAGACGUACACGGGCGUGGUGGACUGUAUACGGAAGAUCCUGCAGAAGGAAGGACCCUCGGCCUUCCUGAAGGGCGCGGGCUGCCGGGCGCUGGUCAUCGCGCCUCUCUUCGGUAUUGCACAGGUCAUGUACUUCCUGGGAGUGGGAGAGUACAUCCUAGAGAACUCUCCUCUCAGUCUCAUUUCCACAUAAGGAGACUGCGUUGAAGCGUCCCCCGUCAAGCAGGCUGACUAUGCAUUCCCCCCCCCUCCCCCAAGAUGAGAGGAAGUCUGUUUGACCACGGAUGGGCAGCUAUACACCGAAUCAGUGUGCCAGAGGAACCCUGGAGGCGAUACGGGGUUACGCACUUUGAUGCACUUCACAUGUUUCCCUGAUCCAGCCAGUGACCAAUGGCAGUAUAGUUUGGUUUGUUCCAGGCUUGUACGACUCCAGAAUGCCGUGUUCUGUAUGCAUCUUGUGUACGUCUUGGGUUUCCCUCUGUGAGGGAAAGAAGAUCUAAAAGUGAACGUAUUCUUUUUUUUUUUGGUCAAAAAAUGCUUGACAGCAGUACUGUGUAGUCAUAUUUAUAUCUGACUGAAAUACUUGUUAAAGCAGAAGGGCUGUUAUUUAUAUUUAUUUUUUAAAGAAUAACAAACUUAAUGGCUCUACUAUUUGCUUUGACUGAUAUAUUUUUGAUACAUUUUGGAGUGUUUUUUCCAUUGGACCAUCCAGACAACUGUCUAGUCUGUACCUGAGGUGUUGCAUGUACUGUUUGUUUUGCCAAUACUUAAGAUGCAGAUUUCCACACAUAAUACGGGUUUGUCCAUGUAAACUCAAAAUGGUGGUGAGACCAUAGCCCGUAGCCUAAGCCUCAAACAUUCAUACAUUCAUCUUUUUAGUUUGUUUUAUUAAAAUGGUCAGUUAAUAUUUCAAUAAGACAAUCUGUGUUAUGUUCCAACAAAAUGUUUUUUACGUGUGUCGUAUGUGGAUUUCUAGCUAGCUAUUUAAAUAAAGCACAGCUCUCUCUGGCUGAGUGAACCUAUGACUUGUGCAGAUGACUCCUAUCUACAAAAGCAAUUGUCCUAAGCGCCAAAUGUAUUUCUUAGUUUAGUUAAGAAUAUGUGUGCGUUAAAUCAUCUCAUUUGCACACUAACCAAUGAACAGCCUAAAUAUUCAGCACACUACAAACAGCUGACACUUCACAUGAUAUUGCUUAAAAAGAGCAUGUGAAAACAUUGCAAUGUGGGAUUAUUACUGUGGACCGUGAACAAGAUUAUAGCAGUGUUUUGCAUCUCCUCACCCUCUGGGCUGAUAAAGAUCACAUUGUUCCGUUAAGGCAAAUACUUCAUUAAACUAGGAGAUGAGGGUUAGCUUGAUUAAAUUGGAAUAGGGAGAGUAAAUGUUUAACGAUAGUGUAACUCUGGGCACAUCAUGAAUUUUAUGAAACAGUCCUUAAAACAUUGAAGCCUUCAUCUAACUCAUAGACAUUUAAGUUUUAUAUCACUUAACAUUGAUCAAAUAAAUAAUUGUAAUGUACUGGAGUUGCCUUCAACCAGGACGGUUAUCGUUAUUUACAGUUAUACUCUAUUGCAUUUCUUUUAAACUGGCUAUAAACAAACAAAGUAGCCAUUUAUAUUUGGCAAGUGUGUAAAAAAAAAUGCUUUCUUGUUCAUUUUAGUGCUAAUAGAUUUUUUGCAAACAAAGAAGGUCCUUCCAAUUGUAAUGAAUUCAUUCCUUCAAAGCUUAAAAUAUGGGAAACACUGUCUCCAAUCAGUGGACAGGCUAAGUAUUAGCUGUACAUUAAGAUGUAUGUUGGAACGGCUGGUAGGAGUGUGAGUAGUGCCGAAUGAGUAUUCCUAGAUGAUCUCCCGGCUGUUCCUGAUCGCACAACACAGAACCAUACUGAAGAUCAUGCCAAGCACCUGCAAGAAACCAGAGGGAUACCUUUACAUUGUAUGUUACAUUGACAUGUUUAAAAACACUGCAUAGACAUGAAAUAGUGUCAUCUCUGGGGAAAGAAGAGUCCAUUCAGAGCAAGGAGACGAUAGUCUAAGCUCAUGUGUUCAUCACUCAUGUGGAAGAGACCUCACCAUGACUCCUGCAACUCCAAUCCCAAC
Molecule: messenger RNA, 3076 nt
Organism: Gadus chalcogrammus (walleye pollock)
Lineage: Eukaryota; Metazoa; Chordata; Actinopteri; Gadiformes; Gadidae
Gene: slc25a55a
Product: solute carrier family 25 member 55a
Exons: 10
Coding region: 186-1172 (328 amino acids)
Biological process (GO): aspartate transmembrane transport; malate-aspartate shuttle; L-glutamate transmembrane transport
Molecular function (GO): L-glutamate transmembrane transporter activity; L-aspartate transmembrane transporter activity
Source: RefSeq, a predicted model, not a curated record